AUGCAAAAGACUGAUAAUUAUUAUAAAAGCAGAAUUUCUACCGAGUUUUCAGCGUUCGAAAGAGGUAUUGCAUCAACUUCAACCUCUAAUGGAGCAUUGACAUCUGAAUGUAGGAUGGGGUUCACUUUGAGUGCGGUCAAUAAACUGGAGGAUACAAGACGUCUUGACGUUAUGGUUUAUCCCAUAUGA
Molecule: messenger RNA, 189 nt
Organism: Funneliformis geosporum
Lineage: Eukaryota; Fungi; Glomeromycota; Glomeromycetes; Glomerales; Glomeraceae
Source: the annotation of a GenBank genome assembly